Messenger RNA from Pelobates cultripes (western spadefoot toad), 21618 nucleotides. Lineage: Eukaryota; Metazoa; Chordata; Amphibia; Anura; Pelobatidae. The record is from the annotation of a GenBank genome assembly.
GUCACACAGCGCAUAUUACGUCACACAGCGCAUAUAACGUCACGCAGCGCAUAUAACGUCACGCAGGACAUAUAACGUCACGCAGCGCAUAUAACGUCACGCAGGGCAUAUAACGUCACGCAGCGCAUAUAACGUCACGCAGCCCAUAUAACGUCACGCAGGGCAUAUAACGUCACGCGGGGAUAUAACGUCACGCAGCGCAUAUAACGUCACGCGGGGCAGGGGAUUAUGAGUUGUGGCUAGAGCAGUGUAACUGCCCCCUCCCCCAGUGUUACUUUAAUACCCAGGCUGAUGACGUCAUAGCCCGGCCACUCUCCACAUUCUCUGUCUGGCUGUCCCAGGCUGAUGACGUCAUUGUGUUAACUAAACAUGCCCCAUCACUUCCGGUGAGUAGCGGCAUCAGCCUGGGGGCUGGACGCGGGUGGACCAACAUGGCGGACGGAUAUUGCGCUAUACUCGGAGUGCCCGUGACGUUCCGCUCCGUGAUUGGUUCCUGAUGGGCGCCGUGACCGCGGAUCGCUCUCUGAUUGGCUCCCGAGUGGAUGGCCGCAUUGUAUGACGGGAGAGAGAAAACAUGGCUGCGGAGCCGAGUAAAGCCGAUAUUCAAACUGUGUUCAAACGGCUCCGGGCGGCCGCCACCAACAAGGUGAGAGACGGGGGGAGAGGGAGAAGGAGAGGGAGAGCGGUGUGUGACCGGCGGUGGGAGUCUGAGUCCCGGCUCACAAUGUGUCUCCAUAGCAAUGAAUGGAGAAUUGUGCUCCUACUCCCAUCACUCUCAGCCAGCAACAGCCACCACUGGACCACUACUCCCAUCAUCCUCAGCAACCAGGGAUAAUAACCCUGACUGCCCUAACACUAUAACAAUAGAACCCUGACUGCCCUAACACUAUAACACUAUAACCCUGACUGCCCUCACACUAUAACAAUAUAACCCUGACUGCCCUAACACUAUAACAAUAUAACCCUGACUGCCCUAACACUAUAACAAUAUAACCCUGACUGCCCUAACACUAUAACAAUAUAACCCUGACUGCCCUAACACUAUAACAAUAUAACCCUGACUGCCCUAACACUAUAACAAUAUAACCCUGACUGCCCUAACACUAUAACAAUAGAACCCUGACUGCCCUAACACUAUAACAAUAGAACCCUGACUGCCCUAACACUAUAACAAUAGAACCCUGACUGCCCUAACACUAUAACAAUAGAACCCUGACUGCCCUAACACUAUAACAAUAUAACCCUGACUGCCCUCACACUAUAACAAUAUAACCCUGACUGCCCUAACACUAUAACAAUAUAACCCUGACUGCCCUAACACUAUAACAAUAGAACCCUGACUGCCCUCACACUAUAACAAUAGAACCCUGACUGCCCUAACACUAUAACAAUAUAACCCUGACUGCCCUCACACUAUAACAAUAGAACCCUGACUGCCCUAACACUAUAACAAUAUAACCCUGACUGCCCUAACACUAUAACAAUAUAACCCUGACUGCCCUAACACUAUAACAAUAUAACCCUGACUGUCCUAACACUAUAACAAUAGAACCCUGACUGCCCUCACACUAUAACAAUAUAACCCUGACUGUCCUCACACUAUAACAAUAUAACCCUGACUGCCCUAACACUAUAACAAUAUAACCCUGACUGCCCUAACACUAUAACAAUAUAACCCUGACUGCCCUAACACUAUAACAAUAUAACCCUGACUGCCCUAACACUAUAACAAUAUAACCCUGACUGCCCUAACACUAUAACAAUAUAACCCUGACUGCCCUAACACUAUAACAAUAUAACCCUGACUGCCCUAACACUAUAACAAUAGAACCCUGACUGCCCUAACACUAUAACAAUAGAACCCUGACUGCCCUAACACUAUAACAAUAGAACCCUGACUGCCCUAACACUAUAACAAUAGAACCCUGACUGCCCUAACACUAUAACAAUAUAACCCUGACUGCCCUAACACUAUAACAAUAUAACCCUGACUGCCCUAACACUAUAACAAUAUAACCCUGACUGCCCUCACACUAUAACAAUAUAACCCUGACUGUCCUCACACUAUAACAAUAUAACCCUGACUGCCCUAACACUAUAACAAUAUAACCCUGACUGCCCUAACACUAUAACAACAGUAGAACCCUGACCGGCCCUAACACUAUAAACACAGUAGAACCCCUGACCGCCCUAACACUAUAACAAUAGAACCCUGACCGCCCCUUAACACUCAUAAAUAAUAGAACCUGACCGCCCUAACACCAUAUAUAAAUAAUAUAACCCCUGACUGCCCUCACACUAUAACAAUAGAACCCUGACUGCCCUAACACUAUAACAAUAUAACCCUGACUGCCCUAACACUAUAACAAUAGAACCCUGACUGCCCUAACACUAUAACAAUAGAACCCUGACUGCCCUAAAACUAUAACAAUAGAACCCUGACUGCCCUAACACUAUAACAAUAGAACCCUGACUGUCCUAACACUAUAACAAUAUAACCCUGACUGUCCUAACACUAUAACAAUAUAACCCUGACUGCCCUCACACUAUAACAAUAUAACCCUGACUGCCCUAACACUAUAACAAUAGAACCCUGACUGCCCUAACACUAUAAACAAUAGAACCCUGACUGCCCCAACACUAUAACAAAUGGGCCAAAACCCCUGGAACGUCCUCACACUAUAACAAUAUAACCUGACCGCCCUAACACUAUAUAAAUAAAUAAGAACCCCUUGACUGGCCCUAACACCAUAACAAUAUAACCCUGACUGUCCUAACACUAUAAAUAAUAGAACCCUGACCCCCACAUCAUAACAAUAUAACCCCUGACUGUCCUCACACUAUAAUAUAACCCUGACUGCCCUAACACUAUAACACUAUAACCCUGACUGCCCUCACACUAUAACAAUAUAACCCUGACUGCCCUAACACUAUAACAAUAUAACCCUGACUGCCCUAACACUAUAACAAUAUAACCCUGACUGCCCUAACACUAUAACAAUAUAACCCUGACUGCCCUAACACUAUAACAAUAUAACCCUGACUGCCCUAACACUAUAACAAUAUAACCCUGACUGCCCUAACACUAUAACAAUAUAACCCUGACUGCCCUAACACUAUAACAAUAUAACCCUGACUGCCCUAACACUAUAACAAUAUAACCCUGACUGCCCUAACACUAUAACAAUAUAACCCUGACUGCCCUAACACUAUAACAAUAUAACCCUGACUGCCCUAACACUAUAACAAUAUAACCCUGACUGCCCUAACACUAUAACAAUAUAACCCUGACUGCCCUAACACUAUAACAAUAUAACCCUGACUGCCCUAACACUAUAACAAUAGAACCCUGACUGCCCUAACACUAUAACAAUAGAACCCUGACUGCCCUAAAACUAUAACAAUAGAACCCUGACUGCCCUAAAACUAUAACAAUAUAACCCUGACUGCCCUAAAACUAUAACAAUAUAACCCUGACUGCCCUAACACUAUAACAAUAGAACCCUGACUGCCCUAACACUAUAACAAUAGAACCCUGACUGCCCUAACACUAUAACAAUAUAACCCUGACUGCCCUAACACUAUAACAAUAUAACCCUGACUGCCCUAAAACUAUAACAAUAUAACCCUGACUGCCCUAAAACUAUAACAAUAAACCCUGACUGCCCUAACACUAUAACAAUAUAACCCUGACUGCCCUAACACUAUAACAAUAUAACCCUGACUGCCCUAACACUAUAACAAUAGAACCCUGACUGCCCUAACACUAUAACAAUAGAACCCUGACUGCCCUAACACUAUAACAAUAUAACCCUGACUGCCCUAACACUAUAACAAUAGAACCCUGACUGCCCUAACACUAUAACAAUAGAACCCUGACUGCCCUAACACUAUAACAAUAGAACCCUGACUGCCCUCACACUAUAACAAUAUAACCCUGACUGCCCUAACACUAUAACAAUAUAACCCUGACUGCCCUAACACUAUAACAAUAGAACCCUGACUGCCCUAACACUAUAACAAUAGAACCCUGACUGCCCCACAUCAUAAACAAUAGAACCUGACUGCCCCUCACACCAUAACAAUAUAACCCGACCGCCCCAAACCAUACCAAUAGAACCCCUGACUGCCCCAACACUAUAAAUGAAUAUAACCUGACCGCCCUAACACCAGCAACAAUAUAACCUGACUGCCCCACACUAUAACAAUAGAACCCUUGACUGUCCUAACAUCAAACAAUAUAACCCCACCGCUCCAACACUAUAACAAUAUAACCCUGACCACCCUAACACUAUAACAAUAGAACCUGACUGCCCUCACACUCAUAACAAUAUAACCCUGACUGCCCUUAACACUAUAACAAUAUAAAUCCCCUUGACUGCCCUAACACUAUAACAAUAUAAAUCCUUGAUCAAGUCUCCUUAAACUAUAAAUAAUAUAACCCUUGACUGCCCUACCAUAACAAUAUAACCCCUGACUACCCUAACACUAUAACAAUAUAUAACCCUGACUGCCCUAACACCAUAACAAUAUAACCCUGACUGCCCUAACACUAUAACAAUAUAACCCUGACUGCCCUAACACUAUAACAAUAUAACCCUGACUGCCCUAACACUAUAACAAUAUAACCCUGACUGCCCUAACACUAUAACAAUAGAACCCUGACUGCCCUAACACUAUAACAAUAUAACCCUGACUGCCCUAACACUAUAACAAUAUAACCCUGACUGCCCUAACACUAUAACAAUAGAACCCUGACUGCCCUAACACUAUAACAAUAGAACCCUGACUGCCCUAACACUAUAACAAUAGAACCCUGACUGCCCUAACACUAUAACAAUAUAACCCUGACUGCCCUAACACUAUAACAAUAUAACCCUGACUGCCCUAACACUAUAACAAUAUAACCCUGACUGCCCUAACACUAUAACAAUAGAACCCUGACUGCCCUAACACUAUAACAAUAGAACCCUGACUGCCCUAACACUAUAACAAUAGAACCCUGACUGCCCUAACACUAUAACAAUAUAACCCUGACUGCCCUCACACUAUAACAAUAGAACCCUGACUGCCCUCACACUAUAACAAUAGAACCCUGACUGCCCUCACACUAUAACAAUAGAACCCUGACUGCCCUCACACUAUAACAAUAGAACCCUGACUGCCCUAACACUAUAACAAUAGAACCCUGACUGCCCUAACACUAUAACAAUAGAACCCUGACUGCCCUAACACUAUAACAAUAGAACCCUGACUGCCCUAACACUAUAACAAUAGAACCCUGACUGCCCUAACACUAUAACAAUAUAACCCUGACUGCCCUCACACUAUAACAAUAGAACCCCGACUGCCCUCACACUAUAACAAUAGAACCCUGACUGCCCUCACACUAUAACAAUAGAACCCUGACUGCCCUAACACUAUAACCCUGACUUUCCUAACACUAUAACAAUAGAACCCUGACUGCCCUCAAACUUUAGCAAUGUAAACCCGGCUGCUCUCUAGCAAUGUUAACCUAGCUGGCCUAUAACAGCUGAUGUUUUGUUUGCCACAGAUGUUAAACUUAUUCAAUAACCUUUCUGAUGCAAAAUACUUGACUGGGAAUGCUGGGUCAUGUAGCUUACAAAAGAUGGAGUUUUAAUUACCCAAUAGGGUAUCCUAGGUAAUAUAGUCCCUAAGAGCUACAGUGCCAAUGGUUAGUUUUUACACCAUUUUAUGUACUUAAUGAUGUUGGGACCCAACUUGACUUUUUUCUUUUUUUUUUCUUAUAUCAGAAAGGUCAGUUUUUCAUGGUAUAAAAGAUGUAGCCAUCAGUCCUAAAUUGUGAAUGGAUAAUGUGCACUAAAGCAUGUGAGGACAAUUAUAGUGCUGGACCAGAACUGUUUUGAUGGAUGAGAAGGGAGGAAAGAUGAUAUUGCUAUGGAGUGCAGAAAAAACGUAUUAACACAAUUAGACAAGUGGGAUUGAUUAUGGGUAGGUUUGGAUUGAAUAUUCACAGAAAUAGUGACAUCUGGAAGGAGACCGUAAAAGUGGUGCUGGUUUGGAAGUGGGAGAUUAGGUAGGUAAAUUAUAUUAGUACAAGGAAGGGACCUUCAGGAGAGCGCAUCAGAGUCUUGUAGGGGAAGUUGAGCAUGCUCUUUAGUUGCAGUGAUGGAGAGCAGGAGAACUGCCUAGAAGUGGCUUAUUUUAGUCUUGCCUUUUGGCUAGUUAUUGGCUGACAUGCUAUGCUGUGCCAGAUGAAGUGAGGGGCUAUUUUAACUUAAUAUAUUUUUACAUCUAUACAUUUGAUGGCAAUCAUGAUAGCUUAAUGCAUAGAAGGAAUGUAACAGAAGUUGUAUCCAUGAGAAGUACUCUUUAAAUAUGUGAAAUUAUGGGUAACUUACAUUAUUAAUGUGUAUAUAAAAAGGUUUUCUAGUAACCCUGAUUAUACUAUUAUACCAGGACUCAAUAUUGCCACUAGUCAUCUCCAUCAUCUAAGAUGGGAAAUAACGUGUUUAAUGUCCCUCUGAAAGGGCAGUCUGUUAUUGCUUCUUCAGCUUAUGUUUGUAGAAUUAAGAAAUAGAUGUGCCCCCUGUUGUGGCUACUCAGCCAGUCAUAUAUAUUUUGGAAAAAGGGAACAAAAACGGCUGUCAGAUCAGCCCCCUAGUCCUUGUAUCGUUUAUAAAACGAUUAAAGUUACAUUAAGGCAGUGUUCUUCCCUAAUUAACUGUUCAGCCCCAAGGUAGGGAAUCCCACCAGAGAAACGUCACUGUAAUUCCAGCAUGCCAGCCUGGCAUUUCAUUUUUAUUUAUUUUUUUAAUUAUUUUAGAUGACUGGGUUUUUUUUUUCUCAUAUCAAAACUGUCUGUACUAAUUAUCACAAUCACUCCCAUCCACCAUGCAGAACAAACUAGGUCUUUGUGUUCUUGAGCAUUGAUAGAUGAAUGGCUCCAUGGAAAAGUCAUACUUUAGAGGGAAGCUGCCCAUCCUUGCAAAGCGACCAGAAUAAGACGGCAAGUUAGCACUUAAACCCUUUCCCAUCCACCAGCUCAAUGAGAAAUGUUACUUCCUCAUUAUCUGUCCAAAUAUCACGACCAGGAGAGCAUGUAUCCUGUGUUCACAUUAUGCAAAGAUAAGAUCUCAGCAUUGGGUGUUUGUAGAAUUCAGUUUUGCUGAAUUAUUGCAGAUUCUCUUUGAUGCCAAAUUCCUGUUCACAUAUUUGGACAAAUAAUGGUGAAGCAGAAUUAGUCAUCCUGCCGAGGAUAUGGAAGCUUACGCUGUUAAAACAUGUUUUGACAUGGUAUUGCACAAAUAGCGCAUAGAGUGCGCUAUUGUGGUGAUGGUGCUUAAUUUGUCUUUAAUACACAGUGUUCUUGUGGAAAGGGUUAAGAAUUACUGAAUAAUCCCUGUGCUUUUGCAUUGCUAGCAGGUGCAUAAUGAACACAGCUCUCUACACACACACUAAAAUAAAAUUCACAUUGAGGUUUAUUGAGCCAAUAACUGCUUGCCACGUAGAGUGAUGACAGGACUUAACACUAUCGUUGGUAAUCAGUGUUGUGUGACUGUUUAAAGAUGGGUUGAGAUAAUGUGAGAGUUUCCAUUGUAAGUGUGAUUUCUGUCUGUGCUAUGUUCACUGUACACUGAUUCUCUCUUUUUUCAGUCCUGCUUUGACUGUGGUGCCAAGAACCCCAGCUGGGCCAGCAUUCCUUAUGGCGUGUUCCUAUGCAUUGACUGCUCGGGGAUUCACCGCUCUCUGGGGGUUCAUCUCAGCUUUAUUAGGUGAGUGUGGGAUACAUUUUUCGGUUUUCUGCUGCUCUCUACGUGCAAUUGUUCCAAGGAAGUAAUCAUUAUUCUGUUGUCUUUCAAACCAGGUCCACUGAGCUAGAUUCCAAUUGGAGUUGGUUUCAGCUGAGGUGUAUGCAAGUGGGAGGCAAUGCUAAUGCAGUAAGUAAUGGUUUUAUGGACUUUCUCUAUAUAACCACUCAGAUAUGGUUUUAUUUUCAUUUUAUUUUUUUUAUAACUUUUAUAUAUUCUUUACGUUACUCAGAACGCCUUUUUCCACCAACACGGCUGUACCACCAGUGACGCCAAUGCCAAGUACAACAGCCGCAGUGCCCAGAUGUACCGGGAGAAGAUUAGGCAGCUGGCUAGUUCUGCCAUGGCUCGGCAUGGCACUGAUGUGAGUUCCCUUGCCCUUGGAAGGAAAUCAAAUAUUUUGAAUCAUGAGGAAGAGUGGUUAGAAUUGACAUUCAUGUUUAGACUUACUGGGGACGAAUUGUAUGGACUGUAUCGGAUAGGGUUCAGGUAGAGUGUGAAAAGGAAUCUGCACUACACACGUGGCCUAUUAGUGACUUAAUGAAUCUAAAGUGGAGGAUUUAUAGCUGGGAAGAAAGUUGAUCCCAAUGUAAGCCAUACAUUGGAAUAUAAAUGAUCCUUCGUCUAUACAUUUAGGGUGGGAUCCACCAAGAUUGAGGGAGUGGGUGAACUAAGCAUGAUCCAACUCUAUGCUUCUUUCAUGUUGGGGAUUAUUUUAUUAAUUUGAAAGUCUGUGAAAAGGUUCAGGUUGUGAGAUUCCCUGAAGAUCCAAUAAGAUCUUCAGGGAAUCUCUUUGGUUUGAUUUCUUUGGGUUAUUUUAACACAAUUCUCUCUUUAUCGCUCUCUCUAGCUGUGGAUAGAGGGGAUGAACUGCUCUGUUUCCCAAUCACCAGAGAAGAAAGAUUCUGACUUCUUUGCAGAGUUGACUCAGGUAUUCCUUGUCCGCUUUUAUUCUAUUAACUUUGUAUUUGUGGCAAUAACUGACCAGUCUAAACCAAUCUCUUCUUCACAGCCUAGCUCCUGGGAUGUAGCACCAGCCAUAGAACAAGUCACAGAGGCAGCUUCUCCUGAGACAAAAUCUACCAGCGUCUCUGAGAGCAGCGAAUCCACACGUAAGAUCCCGGCUUCAACUGACAAUGAGAAUCCUCUGUGUAUUAAAGUACAUCAAAAUAAAUAAGCACACUCACAACAUGCAGGCUUCUCAAAAAUGUUAUCUCAAAUGAAGAAAUUGUACAGGGAUAUGGUCACUUUUCCUACUCCAUCAAUGCUUUAAAGAACACCAAGAUUGUUCUAUUCUAGCCUAGUUAUAGGCAUACACAUAAAAAUAUUAAUCCACAUACUUACAAUGGACCAUAGUUCUCGCUACAGAAAGGAUCAUGCUAAAUACUAGAACAACUGCAUCUUUACACAGAUUCUGGUGCAGAGAGUACCCUCUACCCAGUCUCACUGAUAACUACAGUUAUUUGUAAAACUCACUGCAACUAUAGACCACCACUCAGGCUGUUGUAAUGGAAAAGAGAAUUUUACAUUCUGAGAUGUCAAUUUUCUACAACUUCUACGUACAGAGUGCACAUGCGCAAUUUGAAAUAGGAUUAAGACCUAAGCCAUGCUUUGUGUCUGUGACACACCUUUUAGUCCUGAGCUGACCAUUACAUCAAACUCUGCCAACAUCUUAACAUCACCUGGUUCACUAAACAGAGAAGGCUAUUGCUAAACUAAUAUCCGCGUCCGUAUGGCUGCUCUCUGUGUACAGUGUAGUGAGUGGAACUGCCCUCCGGGGAUAUUUAAUGCAGCGGUUUAUGGGACAACCUCACACCCCAUAACUAAAUCGGUAUUUUACAGGACACUUCCAAGUUAUAUAUUAUUUUGUUUUCUCCACCUUAUCUUUUGCUCACAGAUCCAGAGACUGGUCCCAAUGUUGACAUUCUCAGCACGUCCCCUAAAAUAACAGUUGGUGAGUUAAAUUGGAUUUCUCUUCUCCCCCAUUGUGAUAUUUUUUUAUUUUAUUUUUUCUUGUGUGUUUUGUUUCUGCACUAUUUUCAUGUUUUAACUUUAGGUUCAUGGUUAGGUUCAUACCUGUUUUACUUGUUCCUCCACAAAUCUGUCAGUUUUUCCAACCUUGUGCUGGUGAUAAGAGAAUCAGAUUUUGGUAGUGCAUACAUUUUUAUAUUUUUAGUUUGCUUUAAUUAUAUAUGUGUGUAUAUAUAUAUUGUUGUUGUUUUUUUUGGGGGGAGUGAAGUUUAUGACACUGCUAUAGUUGUGCUAAAAUCUCAGAUGUAAUCUGUAGUUUGAAACCUCACAACUUUUGAAACUAAAUAUCCAUAGAUAGUAUACAGGCUGUUUUCAUGUUACAUUUAUAAUGCUAGUAUAGAAAAAUAUGUUCCUGGAAAAGGGACUAAACACAUGAAUGUGUCUGCAAUGUAUGCACUAAAUGCCUCUCCUCACAACUGAACACCUUGUUCUUCUCUGUUACUUAGACCGGGCUAUGUGCCUUUCAGUUCAGGAGCUGACACUGGGUACAGGUGACCAGAUGGUGACUGGCUGGCACUGGCUGCUGUGUGCUUGGCAUGUCAUGCACUGUGUAUUUUGCAGAUUAAAUUGUCUGAGCUUAGCGUUCCCACUGAAUUAUUUUCUCUGUGUAUUGGGAUCCCUAUCUAAGGGACACUGGGUUUGCCUCCAGGAUCGCUAACCCUGAAUGGCCCCUGACAUUUAGACAGUGAAUCCCAUGCUGUGCGCUGGGGAGCUGCCAGUUACUAACACUUUAUGGAUGUGCACAAUUGCGCGCACUCGCUCACAGAAAUUUCUUCCUUCCUCUAGAAGUGAAACCUACUCUCAUUGGCAAAAAGAAACCAGCCACAGUUAAGAAAGGGGUGAGUAUUUUUCUGCAUACUUGCUAAGCUGCCUUAGAUAUAAUUGUGCCAUCUGAGACAGUUUUCUUGGCUUUACCCUCCAGCUUGGGGCUAAGAAAGGCCUGGGUGCCCAGAAGGUCAGCAGCCAGAGCUUUAAUGAGAUCGAGCGGAAAGCACAGGUGGCAGAAAAACUCAGAGAGCAGCAAGCGGCUGAGCUAAGGAAAGAAGUGGAGGAGUCGCUGUGAGUGUCACUUACCCUGUAUAUGCGUGACCGGCGCUAUAUCGACCAUGCUUCUUUCUAAGAUCUGAUUAUCUAAUGGCAGUCUGUCAGCUGGUGCUGGGCAACACUUCCCAUAAUCCUCAGGGAAGAAAAAUAGACAUUCUAGAUCAUGGUGUCUUACCUCUUCCAAGCCUGAGAAAUAAAAUACAAAUGGGCUUGUAUCAUUGAGCCAUAACUGGAUUUAGCUGCUCCUCCUGUUAAGAUUUUUUUUGUAUUGGUGCUACCAGAUCAUUUCUUCCAACCUUAUUUUAGAUAGGAUCCAUGAUGUCCUAUAUUUGACAUUUAGUGAGGUCCCGAACGGUUCGCCGCAGACUCCUCAUUGAGUAAACUUUGACCCUGUACCUCACAGUCAGCAGACACAUUCCAGCCAAUCAGCAGCAGACCCUCCCUCCCACCUCCUGGACAGCUCACUAAGAAUGCAGCUUCACAAUGGAUGCUGUCCAGGAGGUGGAAGGGUCUGGGAGGGAGGGUCUGCUGCUGAUUGGCUGGAAUGUGUCUGCUGACUGUGAGAUACAGGGUCAAAGUUUACUCAAUGAUGAGUCCGCGGCGAACCGUUCGGGACAUCACUAUUGACAUUAUAUUGCUGUAUUGCAACAUUAUAACUUAAAUAUACAUUUACACAUAAUUGCUCAACCACUAAUUCAAUUUCAGUCAUUUUUUUUUUUUUCUACAAAUUUGUUUUAGUGCAUUUGCAUUUUAGUUUGGGGAAAACAGAUUAAAUUUAAAAAAAAAUUCUCAACUACCAGCCAGGCCUUGGGUUACUUGUCACUGCCUUCCUGGAGGGUCCAUGGCACACAUUUAGCAGGAAUUAUUUCUACAUUGUCAUGUGUUGGUGACAAACGGAAAUUUUGAGACCUUUUAAACUAAAAUAUUCCUUGUGUUCCCUUGCAGCAGGCUAUGAACUCGGUCUAUCCCCCAUAGUACUUUGCUUUAUGAAUGGAGGGCACGGAUGCUCUGCUAAAGAUAUAUUUUAAAGCCGAUUAACUGUUGACAGAUCCAUAUUUGUAUGUUGCUAUAUGUCCAGUACACAUUUAUAGUUUACAUCCCAGCACUGCAAGCAUUGUACGUUGUCUUUACUAUGAGUUUCCUUUUAGUGUCUCCUCAAUGAGGCUGGCGUACCAAGAACUGGAGAUUGACCGGAAAAAGGAGGAGAAAAAGCUGCAGAAUUUAGAAGGAAAGAAACGAGAGCAGGCGGAACGACUUGGCAUGGGCCUGGCUGCACGCAGGUAUAUUGUGAACGUACUACGUGUAUUUUUAGAUCCAUUCAUGGUCGUUUAUGAAGAACAAUUCUGGAGCAAAAAUCAUUCCAUUGGGUUUUUAAGCAGAUUUCUCCACUUGCUAAACUUUGCCGCACAACUGCUCUUUAUUCAUAAGCUCAUAGUGUUUUGUUUUUUUUGUUUUUGUGUAACAGUUGUUGAAGGCUUUGAUAAACAAGCAGUUGCGUGCACAAUUUUGCAAAUCAUUAUCAUUUUAUUUUUUUUAUUUUUUUCUCCUCGUAGCUCCAUUUCACACUCUGUCCUCUCUGAGAUGCAUGUGAUUGAACAAGAGACUCCUGUUGCUACAAAGUCUUCACGCUCCCAGCUUGACCUGUUAGAUGAUGUCAGCUUCACCUCUGGACCCCCUAAGUAUGUAUAGCUAUCACAGAGCUUAAGAAUGUCACAUGUAUGAACCAGCAAUUUUUGUUUGAUUUGUGUGUCCACCUUCCUUCCAGUCAUUGCUCCCCUUCUUCACUGUCCCCAUUAUUCAUAGGAUUUUGUGUUUUUUCUAUCCUUGCCAGGGGGUGGGGACCUUGUACCUGGUGCCUAGUGUAAGUCACAUAGAACAUGAAUUGCAUUACAGAGCAGCACAGCAACCUGUCGGCUCCCACUGUACUAAUGCAGGACAACAUCUGAGUAUUUUUGUUACUGCAGUGCAAGUCUCGGGUUGUUAAGCUUCUUUAUAAUAGGCAGUUUAGCUUUACAUUGCUGGCAUGUGUAACAAAACCCCUAUACUCCGAGUAUAUCCAUUGUAAUUCUCCCAAAUCCCAAGUGAAGCCGUGAUUUAUAGCUCUGGUAUACCCAAACAUCAGCCUAGACGUGAUUAAGGGUACAAGAAGACUCUGUUUUUUAAUCUGGCCAGAUAGCCCACUAUUAAACACAACAGGGAUACAGUCGAACACUCCCCCAACAUGCCCAUACAUUAUCUGAGUCAGCAUGACUAAGCAUAAAACCAUAACAUACAUAAAAUAUUAAAAAUACAGAUAAGACAUAUAGGAACCCCCACAAAUAUUAUAUCCCUGGAUCUGAGCGCCCAAGUUGUCCAAAUAGCGCUUAGAUCCCAUGAAUACAGCCGAAUUGAUACUGGGAUAAUUUUUUUUGACCUACCGCACCCGUGGCGUCUGCCCAAAUCAGUUUCAGGGGUAGCGGUCGCUCACUUUCAUGAGUUCCAUACGAACAAACUGUUGAACAGUUCCCCUGGCUUAUAGGUUUGUUCACCUGGUUCGGGAUAACAAACCUAACUAACUGCGCUCUCCUGGCUUGUCACGGAAAGAAGCAAACGUUCGUAUGAUUUUACUGGUGUUGGCGAGGUCAAGUGUCCGACGUAGAGUUCCAGACACUCAACGACCAGGUCCCGCUACCUGCGUACGUGCAACAAGAUGGCAGAGAGAGCACUUCAGUCUGUGCUUUCUUUGUAGUCAAUGAGCCGGUGUUUGGUAGAUUUCUGUUCGGGAACUAUAUAAAACAAACCAGGGAAAUGUCUUUCGAACUGAAAGGAAAAAGUAUUACGUUUGGCACAAGGUAUAUGGUCUAUAGUCGGUGGGCAGGAGGUUAGCUUUCACACUCCUCAAGGAAUUCGUGGCAAACGUCCAGGGUAAGGAGCAUUUGUCACAGCAGGGAUAGUGGUACUGGAGUCUCCAGAGCCCCUACUGACUUCUGUCUGAAAAGGUAACCACGGUUAUUUUCCUAGCGUAUAAUGGCAUUACAAGUGGGAAGAACUUUCUAGUGCUGGCUAAGUAACCCUGUAAAAAUACAAAAAAAUAAAUAGCCCCUGAUACGCACGCCUUAAAUGUGUCCAUUCUCCCUGUACGUUAUGUCUUAGACUUACUCAUGCAAUGUGGAAUGCUUUACAAAAACUGCAUGUUACAUGAGAAAGGACACUGAUCAUAUUUAAAAAAAAAAAAAAAAAAGGGCAGCUCGCCUCUGUAGUGAACAGCAAUCCGUUUCUGUAAACCUCAACAUUUUUAUUUUUUUUUUAAUUUUUUUUUUAAAAGGGUUCAAGGUCCAAACAUUGCCCUGAUGUGAAUUUAAAAUACAUGGUUAGCUGUUCACUGUAGAGGCGUGCUGGGCCAUGUUUCUGCAGUAUGUUACCUACUUCACAAAUUGACUUCUUCUAGUGCAAAGGAAGAUCGCCUAAAAAUAAAAAAAACAUCCUGGCACAAAUGUGUGUGCUUCUUUUUUUAUUUUUAAUUUUAGAAAUAUGUACUUGCAAGUUCUUUUUUAAAGGCACACUCUAGGUCCCAUAAACACUUCAUCCCAUUAAAGUAGUUGGGGUACUAAGAGUCCCCUGGUGUUUCAAACAGUUUACCACUGAAUGAAGGUACCUUAGUACCUGUGGUGCCACCACCUGCUCCUUCAAGGGCUGAAGCAGUUAAGUGAAAGUCAGCCUUGUGAGGAAUCUAACUCCUAGGUAGCUUUGUAACAACUCAGCCUUUUAUGUAAACUGGAAGAUUAGGUGUCUGGAUCUGAAUAUUUGGUCCACGUAAGGUGGGUUUCCAUUAAGAUCUAGUCACAAGCUAUUUUUUUUUAAAUGUUGGUUUACUUAUUCUGUGUGCUGCUUUUUAGUAGCACAUUGUCACAUUCUGUUGAAGUCUUUGAAGACCAUAGCUAUGGACUGUGUAAUCUGAACUUGCUUACUGUCAUUGGAGUGUAACGUUGGCUGCCUCCCUCAUCAGGUAUAAGGACAACCCAUUCAUGCUAGCAGAAGGUGUGUCUGUUCGGUGGGAUUCGGACACUCCCUCGUGGUUAAUAGCAGAUAAAGGUUCAGAGGAUGGUGAAGUGACAAUCUCCAGUAUUCAGCCAGCACGAGACAGGUCAGUCAUAAGCUAUUCAUUUAACGUAACUGCCAAUUCUCUGUGGUUUAUUUGGUUCUAGAGUUUUGAAGAAUCUAGAAGUUCUUCAUAUGAUAUGGUGCAAUGAACAGGAAUAUGCUGUGGAUUUCCAUGGUGAUUGCUCUCUGACUUUGCACUGUAACUCUCCUGAAUGAGUUUAUUCAAGUAAUGAAAUUUCUUCACAAAACAAGCAGUUCUCAGAAGUUCCAAAUAGAUCACUGUUUGAUACCUUUUAUAGUUCUGCAGUAAAGCACUGAUUGUAUUGAAUACCGGUGAAGUAGCUCAGUUGGUAAAUUCCCUGACUACAAAGCCUGUUGUUCACUUGUUCAAAUCCCAGUGCGGCCAACUCCAGCCCUUCAUCAUUCCGAGGUCGAUAAAAUCAUUUCCAUCAAUCGGGUAAUAAUAACAUCUAUUACUAUUCAGCUGCCGAUUUGGUUAAUUCCGAGAGCAUGCGCUGAAAAGUGCUUUAAAUCCCACUGGGAGAAAGGCGCUAUAUAAAUACUAGUUUUUAUUAUUAUUAUUAUAAUUCACUUGUAAAUAUUUGAAGUUCGGUGUUUGCUCUGCCACACUGGCCAGAAAUUGUUAGUAGUGUGUGAAAAUCCCCAUAGCAUGUCCCUUUAACAUUGGGAAAUGGAUAUAUAUAUUAUAGCAUUGUGAAAGGCACCUCCGGAAGCUAGCCCACAAUUAAACUUCACCCAUGUAUUCCUUAUAUUCUGGAUACUCUAGGGAUUGUGCUAGCUAAACAUAUUAAAGAACGCUGUAGUGUCAGAAAUACAAACAUGUAUUCCUGACACUAUAGUGCUGGUGUGGCAGUUUAGGUCCCGAGCCCACCUUCUCUGUGCAGUGAAAGGGUGUUUUUUUUUUUUACUUUCCUUUUCUCCCACUCUGCAUUGGUCUCGCCACGGCUGGCUCUGCCUCCAUGACGGAGAUCAUCAAACCUAAUGAUUUCAGCAAAGCAUUAGGAGGCUAUUUCAGAUGCGUGAAAAAACGCUGUGCCAAUCAGCAUGUUCUGAUAGAGCUGCAUUGAAUCUAUGCAUCACUAUUGGGAAUGUCCAGUGCCUUCAUGCAGAACAUGGAGACUCUAAUCGCCAGUACUGCAGACUGUGCAUCACUGGAUUAGGAAGCACCUCUAGUGGCCGUUUGAGUUAGUCACUAGAGGUGUUACUAGGCACCAAUGUAAAAUGUAAUUUUCUCUGAAAUGGCAGUGUUUACAUUGAAAAGGCUACAGGGACAGACUAUACACCCUGGAACCACUACAUUAAGCUGUAGGGGUUCUGGUGACUAUAGUGUCCCUUUAAGGAAAUUUAUAAAAAAAAAAAAAAAUACCCAAUGCAGACCUUGUUUUCCCCCACAAGUUAACUAAAUGUGGUUUCCUCCUGCCUAACAUGACUUAUCCACUUGGCAAAAAUCAAACUUUUUAUCCCUGUGCUUGCUGUUUUAUGACACAAACUGAUCUUUAAUUUAGGUGGUAAUAUAUUUUCUGAAUACAGGCCUGCAAACCGGAGAAAGCCAGAGAGCACCCCAGGUCCAGAAUCCAAUGAAGCACGGAUGAAAUUUGCCACGGCCAAAGCCAUCUCCUCAGACAUGUUCUUUGGUCGAGAACAGGAUGCUGAGGUCUGCUUUUUUUUCCCCCUCUUCUUUUCUCUGUUCAGAGUUUUCCAUUUUUUAAAUCCAUAAAAUUCAUACAUUUCAUUACUGCAUGGUUCAGAAGAGUGCAGUUCAUUUUAUGGUCUGGAGCUGUAUAUGUUGUAUAGUAACGUUGAAGGGGCAAUUCAUUAAAUGCCAAAAUCAGUUUCUGACAAGGCAUAUUCCCACAUCCAUUUGAUUAGCUGUCAAUAUUUGCAGAUUCUGUAUGUUUGGAAUUUUGACUAUUCAUAAGCAGCUCAAUUGUAACCAUAUUCAGCUUGUUUCCCCAGAUGCAGAACAAGGACAGUGCAUUUAUAACUCUGUGUCAUUUGUCCAUUUCAGAGAGACAUGGCAUUCCAGUACAAAAAAAAAUUUGAAGCAAAAUUUCUAGUUUAGAAUUAUCUAAUCAGAAUUAUGUUAAAAACUACAUGUAAAGUGGAAGCCAGCAUUUUAAAGGAACUCUCUAGUGUUAAGAAUAUAGCUUUGAUUUCCCAACACUAUAGUGUCCAUCUGCCCCUGCGGCUCACCUGGCCAUGUAAAGGGUUAAAAAACACUUACCUGAUUCCAGCGCUGAUCAUGCUCCUCCUGUGAUCCAGGAACAUAAUUCGCAGUGAGCCCAGUACGUGCAUUUAGGCCUUCGCCACAGGAAAGCAUUAAAUAAAUGCUUUUCUAUGGGGCUUUUCCACACACUGGAUGUCCUCAUGCAAAGUGUAAGGACGUACAGCGUUGUUUCGCAAAGUCAAACUCUGUGAAGCUGCAGGAAGCGCCUCUAGUGGCUGUCUAGUUUCACAUUGCAAGAUUAAGAUAACAGGGACACUGCACUCAAAUUACUGCAAUGAGAUGAAAUCGUCUGGGUGCCUAUAAGUGUCCCUUUACUGAUGAUCCAUGUGCCCUCACAAUAAGGGAAUGCACAGGUGCCCAUUCUAACCCCAGCAGAAAUAAAUUUCAUUUAAUCCUAUGUAAAUUGCGUGCAUGACUCCCAUUUAUCAUCCUGUUUGUUUUAUCAUUAGGAGAUCAUGGUUCAGUAAUCUCUUGUUAGAACUGAUAUCAGAAUGGCUAUGUACCCUGCUGUAUGUCAGGUGGCCUGCAGUAGUUAUACAGUAAGUGAUCUCCUUGUGUAAUCUCCACAGUAUGAAGCGAGAUCCCGAUUACAGCAGCUCUCCUCCAGUAACUCCAUCAGUUCUGCAGACCUCUUUGGAGAUUCUAGUUCAUCGGAUGCUGCAGGUUUGUAGAUGAUCCAGCCUUUUCAUCUAUACAGGGUCAUUCACUAAAAUGAGAACUGUCAGACGUUCAAAGUGAAUAUUACAUUUAAAGCUGGAUGGAAAAAUUCUCCUAGUCAGCAAUGCUUCUGAUUCAGCUGCUUUGGAUUGAACCUUAAAAUGGACUUUUAAUUCACGACGAUUCUCACUUUGGGAAUAAUCUGGUUUCAGCUGCUGCUGGUUGUAGAUAUUUUUUCUUUGUUUUCAAAAUUGUAUUCCAGGACAAACCAUAGAGAAACCACAUGUUUUGUGCAUAUGGUAGAUAUUUUUCUGUUGGGUUUUGUUUUUCUUUUUUCAUUUAAGAAACACUCUAGGCCAGUGAUGGCAAACCUAUGGCACAAGUGGCACGCCAGGCCCUCUCUGUGGGCACGCGGCCAUAGGUCGCCGGGAGAGGGGGCCGCUGGCUGUCUGCAGAGUAGGCACCUGCCUACCCAAAAUGGCAGGCGCCUACUCUGCUUCCAGGUCGGGAGGCAGGGGGAGGGCUCUAGGAAGCAGCUCUCCUAUCCUCCUACGAGCAAGCUGUGUGGAGCGUUGCCGCGCGUUACCAUGGCAACGCUCCACACACCAUCACGCGGGAGGAUAGGAGAGCUGCUUCCUACAACACUUACCACCACCAGACCACCAGGGAUGGCUGUGUCCCCCCCCCCCUUAACCAAAGGUAAGAGGAAGGGAUGGGGGAUACAGAAUUAAUAUAACUUUUUUUUUUUUUUUAUGUAUCUUUACCCCUACCCCCCCUACACAGCACUCCACACCCUUACACACAAACACAUACACUGCACCCCCCAAUGCAGUAUGUGUGUACUCAGCAGUCUGUGUGUGUAUUCAACAGUCUGUGUGUGUGCGUGUAUGUGUGUUCAGCUGUGUGUGUGCGUGUAUGUGUGUUCAGCUGUGUGUGUGUGUGUAUGUGUGUUCAGCUGUGUGUGUGUGUGUGUGUGUUCAGCAGAGUGUGUGUGUUCAGCAGAGUGUGUGUGUUCAGCAGAGUGUGUGUGUUCAGAAGUCUGUGUGCACUCAGCAGUGUGUGUGUGUGUGUGUGUGUGUACUCAGCAGUGUGUGUAUUUGUAUUUAGCGGACGGUGUGAAUGUGUUCGGCAGUCUGUGUGUAUGUAUUGCAUUUGUUGGAGAUACUAAUAAAUAUAAGCUUAAUUUUAUCUAUUUAUAUCAUAAUUUAAAAUUUGUAUAAUUGAACUCUCUGUUGUGUUCUUCUUUUAAAACAAAAGUUGUUAAUUAGUUCGGACAACUGUACGAGUAGUUUUUUUCUAAACUUAAACCUCAGUAUACAGGUUUAAUUGCCAUGUUGGCACUUUGAGGGAAAAAAGUUGGCAUGUAUUGCAGUUUGGGCACUCGGGUUCAAAAAGGUUCGCCAUCACUGCUCUAGGCUGUAUAAUCAUUUCUUCUCAUUGAAUUGGUUAUGGUGCCUGGAUUUUCCUGGCGCUGUCUCUCCAUUCAGUGUGAAAUCAUUUUUCAAACUGUUUGACACUGAAUGAGUGUUCCUGGCCGCCCUCAUCCCGGCCCUCUCUGGAUGUAUGGCUAAGGCAGAAGUUAGCUAUAACCGCUAUGGGCUGGCUGUGAUAGGCAGAAAGCAGUCAGCUGACACUCUCGGACAGUCACCACCAUGCGUUGUUGCUCAGAUUAAUGCUUCCUCAUUAGUCUGAACAGGACAGAGGGGGGACUGCUUUUGUGAACUCUCGUUUAACGUUGAACCAUAUAGAAACCGUUUAACAUUGAAUGGAAGGACAGUGAAUGGGGACUCAAGUUUAUUCAAGUAAUGAAAUUUCUUCACAAAACAAGCAAUUCUCAGAAGAAUAGAUGGCUGUUUGAUACCUUUAUAGUUCUGCAGUAAAUCACUGAUUUUAUUGAAUACCGGUGAGGUAGCUCAGUUUGUAAAUUCCCUGACUACAAAGCCUGUUCACAGGUUCAAAUCCCAGUGGGGCCAACUCCAGCCCUUCAUCAUUCCGAGGUCGAUAAAAUCAGUACCAUCAAUCGGGUAAUAAUAUCUAUUACUAUUCAGCUGCCGAUUUGGGAGAAAGGCGCUAUAUAAAUACUAGUUUUUAUUAUUAUUAUAAUUCACUUGUAAAUAUUUGAAGUUCAGUGUUUGCUCUGCCACACUGGCCAGAAAUUGUUAGUAUUGUGUGAAAAUCCCCAUAGCAUGACCCUUUAACAUUGGGAAAUGGAUAUAUAUAUAUAUAUAUAUAUAAAUAUUAUAGCAUUGUGAAUGGCACAACCCUGGAAACUAGCCCACAAUUAAACUUCAGCCAUGUAUUCCUUAUAUUCAGGAUAUACUAGGGAUUGUGCUAGCUAAACAUAUUAAAGAACGCUGUAGUGUCAGAAAUACACAGUACAUAGAGCGUCUCUUUAACCCUUUCAGUGCUAGUGGGCUAAAGUAUACCAUCACCAACACAGCACUGACUUAUUCUAAGAAAUUAGCCUAUCUGUAACACCUCGUCCGUUACAAAUGAUCUGUAUGCUAACAAAGGUACAAGUGUGUAUGAUUAGGGGCCCUUUGACUAACUGACUUAUUAAUUUGUUUACUUGCAGCUGCGGUGUCCUUGGGCAAUGUUCUUCCAUCUGCAGACAUCACCCACUUUAAGCAAGGGGUAAAAACUGUGGCAGGCAAGAUGGCUGUUCUGGCAAAUGGGGUGAUGAACACUUUGCAGGUAAAGAUGAUCAGGCAAACCAGCCUUCACACCUGAUGCAAGUCUCCAACCUGCCAAUAACCGAUCUCCCUUGAUUUUAUGUUUUUCUCCCUUAGGAUCGUUACAGCUCCUAUUAACAUGACCUGGAACUGGCACCUAUAGCUUUUUAUUCCCAUGCAUCAAGUUUUGUUUGGGCCAGAGGCAAAGAAGGUCCGGAAGUGAAAUUAAUCCAUGCAUCUCGAGGAGUUAGGGCUGGCCCUUCUGAGGAAGUGACCAUUUCAGUAUUCCUAAAGCCAUGUGUGCUGCGGGAACCUUUUGAUCCUAUUAACACAUUGCAGUUGCUUCCGCUUCACAGCUGCACCUCUCCUCCCCAGAAUGUUCUGCUGAUCGCCCCUUUACACUGGAGCGGCCAAGGGACGGUGCUUUUAAUUUAAUUUGUGUAUACGUGUGAGAUCUAGUUAUUUGUGAAUCCUAAGCAGGGACUCGUAUUAUGGAAAGUCGGACAGGUGUAGCAUGUACCACUUGUCUGUUUAACCUUGGGGUGUGGGGAAGGGAUAAGAUUUUUGAUUAAGGUGAGGACACCUCAUUUUUAGAAAUUUAAUGACUGUUACCUCUAGGAGGAAGGAAGCCUUCUAUGACUAAGACUUGAGAUUAUGUGCGUCACUGACAUUUCUUAUUUUAGAGCCUUUGAUAUUAUUGACACUGAGGACUUUUAAACGCUGAUUUCUGGACAGGCUUCAAUCAGAUCAGGAUUUCAAUCACUGGCCCAUUUACAGAGACUACAUAGUCACACGCUUUGUGAGAGCGAGUCUGAGGCCGACUGCAUGAGUAUUUAUUUGGUCUCUUGUACAUUGGUACCAUUCUGGGUACCCUACAUUGCCCUUUAAACAUAAAUCACUUUGUUGACACAGUGUUCAGUGAUGACCAGAAAAAAAGCUAUAUAAAAAUAAAAUUACUGAGGCAAUCUGGGUCCUAGUGUUUUGUUUUAUUACAUCCUCACAUCUUUUUGAGUGGACUAGUUCUAAUUGGACUGAUUAUUAAGAAACCUAACCAAUAAAGCGUACAGUAUACGUUAUGGUGCUUAAGAGCUGG